AUGCAUAACCAUGAUGUUGAAAAGCGAGCUGGAGCGGUAGAUCCGCCCCUCGUCGAUGAGAACGGUGCCGUGCCCGCAACAAGCUUCGAAUAUGGGAACUCAGUCUACGCGAAGCUGCAAAGACUCGGUGGGAAGAUCAAGGUGGAACAACGAGGAAUUGAGCGCGUCCCGGACGAUGAGAGAACUGAUAACUCUUACUGGAAUAUUGGCUCAAUGUGGCUCGCUGCGAACAUGGUUGUUCCCUCUUUCACUAUCGGGGUCCUUGGUAGACCACUGUUUGCUUUGGGAUUCGUGGAUUCAGUCCUGGUUAUCAUCUUCUUCAACUUCAUUGGCGUGUUGACAGUUUGCUUUUUCUCCACGUUUGGUGCAGCUUUUGGAUUGAGGCAGAUGGUGCUUUCGCGCUUUUGGUUUGGCUGGUGGGGAGUUAAGCUAAUUGCUCUUUUCAACGUCUUGGCAUGUAUCGGAUGGGCUGCAGCCAACAUCAUUGUCGGAGCCCAAUUAAUCAACGCAGUAAACCCAGAUGUCCCAGGCUACGCAGGAAUCCUGAUUAUCGCAUUCUGCACCCUGCUCGUGGUAUUCUUCGGCUACCAAGUCGUGCACGCAUACGAAUACUGGAGUUGGAUCCCGACGUUCAUCGUCUUCCUGGUCGUUAUCGGUGUCUUCGCCCACUCAGGAGAUUUUGUCAAUAUUCCGAUGGGAGUCGGAAAAGCAGAAAUGGGGGCUAUCCUUUCCUAUGGAUCCACGGUCUUCGGCUUCGGCACCGGCUAUACCAGUUUCGCAGCUGAUUACACUGUCUACCAACCAAGCGACCGUUCACGUCGCAAGGUCUUCCUCGCAACAUGGCUGGGUAUCUUCCCAACCCUGCUUUUCACAGAGCUACUAGGAGCCGCCCUCGCGACCGCGAUGGCAAUUGACGGAGGCGACAAUGCCUAUCAGCACGGAUACAACGAAUCAGGGAUUGGUGGUUUGUUGGGAGCUCUUCUUUUCCCUCGUAUCGGGGGCUUUGGAAAGUUCUGUGUCAUCAUUCUGGCUUUGUCUAUUGUUGCCAAUAACUGUCCGAAUAUCUACUCUGUCUCUCUGACGCUCAUGGUUAUGGGAAGAUGGACUCGCCAUGUGCCGCGCUUCGUGUGGACCAUUGUUGCGACAGCGGUUUAUAUUGCUAUCGCAAUUCCGGGAUACAGUCACUUCGAAGCUGUUCUGGAGAACUUUAUGCACUUCAUUGGUUACUGGUUGGCGAUCUAUGAGGGAAUUGCGCUAACAGAGCACUUCGUGUUCCGGCGUGGUUUCUCUGGGUAUCGUCCAGAGGACUAUGAUACUCGUGAGAAUCUUCCGCCGGGUAUUGCGGCGCUCUUGGCAUUCUGUUGUGGUGUUGUUGGAAUGGUGACUGGGAUGAGUCAAUCAUGGUAUGUUGGGCCUAUUUCACGGAGCGCGGGAAUCCCAUCUAUUGGAGGCGAUGUUGGGUUUGAAUUGGGCUUUGCAUUUGCUGCUGUUUCUUAUGCUGUCCUAAGGACCGCUGAGAAGAGUUUCUUCAAGAGAUGA
This is a messenger RNA of Penicillium pulvis, 1539 nucleotides long. RefSeq names its product cytosine permease. The transcript has 3 exons. The record is from RefSeq and is a predicted model, not a curated record. Gene Ontology annotation, molecular function: transmembrane transporter activity. Gene Ontology annotation, cellular component: plasma membrane; fungal-type vacuole membrane. The coding region runs from base 1 to 1539 and encodes 512 amino acids. Gene Ontology annotation, biological process: transmembrane transport. Lineage: Eukaryota; Fungi; Ascomycota; Eurotiomycetes; Eurotiales; Aspergillaceae.